Molecule: messenger RNA, 3002 nt
Organism: Tripterygium wilfordii
Lineage: Eukaryota; Viridiplantae; Streptophyta; Magnoliopsida; Celastrales; Celastraceae
Product: pre-mRNA-processing factor 39-like
Exons: 14
Coding region: 235-2688 (817 amino acids)
Biological process (GO): mRNA 5'-splice site recognition; RNA processing
Cellular component (GO): U1 snRNP; commitment complex; U2-type prespliceosome
Molecular function (GO): protein binding
Source: RefSeq, a predicted model, not a curated record
UCGUAAGCCCGAACAUAGCCGAACAUUACCCACUCUCUCUAUCUUCAAGACUCUCACAACCGCCGCUCGGCGCGACGGCCUUCUUGAUUUUACUCCAUAGGCGACUCCACUGAAGAAAAGGAGAAUUAUCUAUAUUCAAGCCGAAUCUUGAAGUUUUUCGUCCUUCGUCCGUGACGACGCCUUCAACACACUGGAUUAGAGUAUUUUUGAGGAAUUAGGUUUUGCUAUUGAAGUAUGGGAGACAGUGAAACUGUAGUUGCUGAGACAUCUACUGUCACUGGGUAUGCAUCUGCGGCAUACACUUCCACCGGCUAUUCUGAUCCCAACUCAAAUGCCACUCCUGAAGCUCCAGCUUAUGCAGGCUAUGCAGUGCUUGGUGGAGAUGCAUAUAAUAUAGAUGCUAGUUCUGCUGGACAAGAGGCUCAUGCACAUGUGGGAUAUGAGUCUAAGCAGGGUGUCGGAACAGAAGGUGCUGCUUGUCAUGUUGCUGAUUAUGAACUUGGGCCCACCGCUGAGGCAUCUCAAGCUGCUGUAUACAAUUCUUCUGUAAAUGGAACUAUUGAUAGUGAUGUGGGAAAAGGCACAUCAGCUGAGAAUGGAAUUGUGGUUGAUGCUGAGCAACAGUUUGUGGGUGGUUCUGUUCCAGCUAUGUCCGCAGAAGAAGAACGAUUAUGGAGCAUUGUGAGGGCUAAUUCCUUGGAUUUUAAUGCUUGGACAGCCUUGAUUGAAGAGACAGAGAAAGUGGAGGACAACAUAGGAAAAAUUCGAAAGGUUUAUGAUGAAUUUUUGGCCGAAUUUCCUCUAUGUUAUGGUUAUUGGAAGAAGUAUGCUGAUCAUGAGGCGCGGAUUGGGUCUAUGGACAAAGUUGUUGAGGUUUAUGAGCGAGCAGUUCUUGGAGUGACGUAUUCGGUCGACAUUUGGUUGCAUUACUGCAUAUUUUCCAUAAAUACAUAUGGAGAUCCAGACACAAUCAGAAGGCUUUUCGAACGAGGAUUAGCUUAUGUUGGAACAGAUUACCUCUCAUACCCCCUGUGGGAUAAAUACAUUGAGUAUGAAUACAUGCGAGAGGAGUGGAGCCGCAUUGCAGCAAUUUACACGAGGAUAUUAGAGACUCCUAAUCAACAGCUUGAUCGGUAUUUCACCAGUUUCAAGGAGUUUGCUGCUAGUCGGCCAUUGUCAGAAUUAAGGACUUCUGAGGAAGUUGCUGCUGUAGCAGAUGCAUCUUCAGAGAAUGGUGGCCAUUUAAAUGAAGGAGAGCACCCUGAUGCUGCAGAGCCAUCUUCUAAACCUGUAAGUGCUGGCUUAACAGAAGCGGAAGAGUUGGAUAAGUAUGUCGCCAUUAGAGAAGAGAUGUAUAAGAAAGCUAAAGAGUUCGACUCUAAGAUCAUUGGUUUUGAAGCAGCUAUUAGAAGGCCUUACUUCCAUGUGCGGCCCCUCAACGUUGCAGAGCUUGAAAAUUGGCAUAACUAUUUGGAUUUUAUAGAAAGAGAAGGUGACUUCAACAAGGUGGUCAAGUUAUAUGAACGAUGCCUGAUAGCAUGUGCCAACUACCCAGAGUACUGGAUACGUUAUGUCUUGUGCAUGGAAGCCAGUGGAAGUAUGGAUCUUGCAGAUAAUGCACUGGCUCGUGCAUCCCAAGUCUUUGUCAAGAGACAGCCUGAGAUCCACAUUUUUGCUGCUCGAUUUAAAGAGCAGAAUGGGGAUAUCCCUGGUGCCCGAGCUGCAUAUCAACUUGUCCACGUUGAAAUCUCACCUGGACUUCUUGAAGCAAUUAUCAGGCAUGCUAACAUGGAACACCGACUGGGGAACCUUGAAGAUGCCAUCUCUUUAUAUGAACAGGUCAUUUCCAUUGAAAAGGGGAAAGAACAUUCGCAGACAUUACCUUUAUUGUAUGCUCAGUAUUCACGAUUUGUUUACCUGGUUUUGGGUAAUGCUGAGAAGGCUAGGGAUAUUCUUGUUAAAGCGACUGAGGAUCUACAACUGUCAAAACCCCUUCUAGAGGCCCUGAUACAUUUUGAGUCAAUCCAGCCAUCAUCAAAGCAGAUCGAUUAUUUAGAUUCAUUGGUUGACAAGUUCAUAUUGCCAAGCACAGAUAGCUCCAAUCCUGCAAGCGCUGUCGAGAAAGAAGAAAUUUCUAGCAUCUUCAUUGAGUUUUUGGGUCUAUAUGGAGACACACAGUCUAUCAAGAGGGCUGAAGAUCGGCAUGCCAAGUUCUUUUUACCCCAUAGGAGCACUUCAGAGUUUAGGAAACGCCAUGCAGAGGAUUAUCUGGCUUCGGAGAAAGCAAAGGUGGCCAAACCUUACUCCAGCGCUCCUUCACCUGCCCAGUCUCUGAUGGGUGCAUAUCCUAGUGCACAAAAUCAGUGGGCAGCUGGUUAUAAUUUACAGCCUCAAGCUUGGCCACCAGCAACACAAGCUCAGGGACAACAAUGGACUCCUGGCUAUAGCCAACCGGCUGCAUACAGUGGAUAUAGUGGUUAUGCAAGCAGCUACACUACCCCACAAGUGCCAACAUCAGUGCCACAAACCGCUGCAUAUGGUGCUUAUCCUCCUGCAUAUCCUGUGCAGCCAGCCUUCCCUCAACAAAGUUAUGCGCAACCGACUGCUGCUGUUGCUGCUGCUGCUACUGUGGCCCCAGCUCAGCAACCUGCUUCAGUUCCUCAAGCCUAUUAUGGGAAUUACUACUGAGGAGUUAUUUUGCUUUGAAGUGACUUUCAACCCCUGGGAUCUAGUUUAUGUUCUUCACUCUACUGUAGUUGUAACGCCUGGUUUUCUACUUGCAUUUAAUAGCUUUUAGAAUUUUGAUUACCUUAUUAACAAUGAUAUAUAUGACCGUACCUGUCUUAUGUCAGCUCACCAGAAAACCUUCGGGAAAAUCCUAAUCAGUGUGUUAAGAGUCUGAUGAAUACCCGGGUAUUCAUCAGUCAUAGGACAUACCACAAGGUGAAGAGAGAUCCCUGUUUUGAUCAUUUUGCCUCUUUAACCUCCCAUUCGCUUCUUGU